UAGCUCUCAGGUGUUCCAAACAACCGCUGGAAUCUCGUCGACAGAAUAUGCAUUGAUCGCUACCGUCCUGUAUAUUAUGAUACUGAUCGACUGUUGAAUUGUAUUAUGAUCGCUCUGGGCCUUGGAUGAUUACUUACUCUCGAGCCAACGAGAGUCUGACCUGCGGCUUUCCCCGGCUGUAUCUUAUCUUCACCCUUUCGUUUAUCUUCAGAUCCGCCUCGUGUUUGCGUGGUUCUGUUUCCCCUCAUAUAUCAAAUAUCUAUUCUUUCCAGCACUGCCGAGAUGUAGGACAUGCACUUCCGGGGCAUCUGCGAGGCUUCCGCUACGAGUUUCAACCCGUUAGGCGCCGGCUGCCACAAAAUACUCACCCCAUCUCUGUCCUUCGUGUGCUGGACAUGCGAGCUCUUCCUCAAUCCAUCUCAUGUUGCCUAUGCUUUCGUCUGUUCAGACAUCUCCCGACUCUCCUAACCACAGAGAUUUCAAGCUCGACGACAUCGAUGUCCUCGGUAGCGUUCCUUCCAGACGUUCUGCCAACUUUGCGUCGCCUGGCGUCAUCGACGAAAUGCCAUUAAACCCGGAUCAUCACUUUAAUCAUCAUGAGUCCACGUUGAGUACUACCGCCAGGGUGCCUGUGAAAUGUAAUUGACCAUCCCAUUGAGGGCGUUAUCACCCUCCUCGGCUGUGAUUAGAUUCACCUCUUGCAGCAUCGUAACUACAUCUCGCACGCGCAUGUUCAACUCCCUUCCCGUCGUCAUGAACGAUGUGACAGCUAGCCGCC
This is a messenger RNA of Xylaria bambusicola, 778 nucleotides long. RefSeq lists its product as uncharacterized. Bases 126 to 572 code for a protein of 148 amino acids. The transcript is spliced from 2 exons. The record is from RefSeq and is a predicted model, not a curated record. NCBI's taxonomy places the organism in Eukaryota, Fungi, Ascomycota, Sordariomycetes, Xylariales, Xylariaceae.